Messenger RNA from Chara braunii, 562 nucleotides. NCBI's taxonomy places the organism in Eukaryota, Viridiplantae, Streptophyta, Charophyceae, Charales, Characeae. The record is from the annotation of a GenBank genome assembly.
GACGCCCCGCUGGCCCGCUGCUCCGCGGCUCUGCGGCUCAUCGACAUGCGCGCCUCGCGCCAUGCAACUCGAGCAUCACCAUUGCCGAUCUCUACGGACCAGUUGGGUUGGGGAGGUAGUGCCACAUUGGCACACAUUUUGGGCUUUGGUUGCAGGGUCCCCUUGGUCCGGUUUUGGCCCGUUGAGUUGGUCUGCAGCGAAGCUCCAAGUUUCGGAAAUGGACGGCACAGAUUCCGCGGAGUUUCGGAAAUGGACGGCACAGAAUCCGCGGAGUUUCGGAAAUGGACGGCACAGAAUCCGCGGAGUGCUUGGGUUCGUUUCAUCAAUAGCAGAUCAAUGACAGGAGGAUACAACUUUACGUGAAGAUUUGGAUUUGAUCAGCGAGCGGAAAUGUGGUGGGAAUGAUUGUGUGGGGGGGGAUAUAACGAAGUCGCUGUUCUUUCCAGGCAUCCUACAUGGCCCCGUCUGCUUCAGUGUGUGGUCAAUGGAGUUCAUAAGGGUGGUGCUUGGUGUCUUCAGGUCUUGUUUCUCACAUAAAUUAUGAUAAAUAUGUAUUUGCUGA